AUGGGUACCGUUGAGAGCAUCGACAGCAGAACCCAGAUGGCGUUUACCAAUGUCUCCCAAGGACGACAUCUGUCGAUACUAAAACAGCUUCUCAAUUUCACCGGAUGUCUGAUGAUUAUCCCAGCUUUCUACUUGGCUACAAUUCAAACACUGUACCCAAUGACAAUAGAUAUCCUCUUCGGCAUUAUACUCACCGAAUGCAAUCGCUUUGCCAAUGAACGACGUCGUAUAUCCUUCUAUUCAACUUUUCAAAGGGAGAAUAAUCUCAAGAGACAAAAUCUCGGCUUUAUGAUGAAGGAAACUGUCACAAAGCUCGACUGCUUAUCGGCUGUGGUUGGGUAUCGGGAAGACCCUGCAUUGUUCACGCGAGCUCUUGAAAGUUACAAGGCAGCUCACGGUCAAGCUUUUAUGUUGGUCGGCAUUGAUGGUAGCGAUGCAGAAGAUGGAGACAUGGUAGACGUGUUUGAGAAGGUCUAUCCUUCUCAGUCUCGGAUCAUCCACAUAAAGGAACCUUUGGGCAAUAUAGCUGAACAACUCUAUAAUAAACAUUUAGCAAUUCAACAUGAGAAGGGGCGGGAGAUCAACGAAAGCGAAAGCAACAAGGCAGUGAUCCAGCAGUGCAUGAGUAUUGCACGAGUUAUACUUGAUCAACAGGGCUGCUUGAUCGACGAGCCAGACGGCAUUAGACAUAUAUGUCUUGUACAACAACACAUGCACAAGAAGGGAAUAAUGUUUACUACUUUCAUCUUCUCGCUUGUUAUUGCGGAGAUGCUCGGCAUUGAGUUCAUGUGGUCGUCAGAUUCUGACACCAUAGUGCUGGAGGACACCCUUGAGAGGACCAUCAGUACCAUUGCGGGAGAUUCUACUAUCGGCGGUGCCAGCUCAGGAUUGACAGUUCACAACGGCGAUGAUACGGUAGUAACACGCCUGGCUGCCACGGUCUACUGGGCCGAGCUAUAUCUGACCCGGUCUACGCCCGCUUGUACUGCAACAAGUGACUGCCAAAGCGGGCCUUGCACUGCCUUUCGACUAUCAGCUCUGUCGUCCAUUCUUAUGCCGUGGUAUAUGCAAAAGGUGUUUGGCAAGCGAAUGAUUGUUAAUGAGGACCGUCACCUUACGACCAACCUUCUCGUUCGCGGCUGGGGCGUUGUCUUUGCCUCUGACGUCCUUACCGCCACUGAGACGCCGACUACAGUGACACGCUGGUUGCGACAGCAAGUCCGCUGGGCCCGAGCCACGCAUAUCGAAUCUCUUCUUAUCCCUCGUGUCUAUGGCAUGUCUCAUCCAAUGGCGUUCUUCGCAGCAGCCAGACGUGAAUUUGGACCUCUAGUUGUGGCGGUGGCCGUGCUCUCAUACUUCCUCACAUCGCACAAGCUGCUUUACUUCAGCUACCCGGACCUCUUUCUUCGAAUCGGCAUUACGACAAUCUACAAUAUCUUGCGCAAUCCGGAUAGGUUGAGGCUGGCCUUGUGCUGGUAUGUUGUGCCAGGCAUGUUCUUCUAUAAUAUCCCUCUGCCAGCAAUACACAUCUGGAGUUUGGUGACAAUGACGGCUGAUACGUGGGGAACGGCAAUGAGAGCGAGCACGGAGAUUUCCAAGAAGGAUAGUAGUCGGAAAAAGUGGUUUGAGACAGGCUUUUUUGUGGUGUGGAUGGGAAUUGUCGGGGGUACAGUGGCCAGGUGGCUGGCGAACGAGUUUGGCUUGAACCAAGGCCAAACGCUUGUCUCCAUGCUGUGCGGCAUCUGGCUUGCAUCUCUCUGCUCCUGGAAGGCGACCAUUGAGAGUCAAUAG
This is a messenger RNA of Fusarium fujikuroi IMI 58289, 1791 nucleotides long. Its product is annotated as related to chitin synthase/hyaluronan synthase (glycosyltransferases). Bases 1 to 1791 code for a protein of 596 amino acids. Gene Ontology annotation, biological process: extracellular matrix assembly; hyaluronan biosynthetic process. Lineage: Eukaryota; Fungi; Ascomycota; Sordariomycetes; Hypocreales; Nectriaceae. The transcript is spliced from 3 exons. Gene Ontology annotation, molecular function: hyaluronan synthase activity. The record is from RefSeq and is a predicted model, not a curated record.